Hyaloperonospora brassicae is the source of this 2211-nucleotide messenger RNA. Lineage: Eukaryota; Oomycota; Peronosporomycetes; Peronosporales; Peronosporaceae. The record is from the annotation of a GenBank genome assembly.
AUGGGUGAUGCCGAAGUGCCGCCCGAGCCGCGAGUCCUGCCGGCAGCAGUUGUCGACGGCGUGCAGGAUGCUCUGAUUGGGAUGCGCACCCGCACGAGCUUUGGGUCGCGGGUUUUCUGGGGGUCAGUAGUCAGCUGCUAUUGGGUCUCGGGCGGUUGCUUCUACAAAGUGAGCUUUGACGACGGCGACGUGGAUCUCUUCUCGGCGGACGAGGUCCUCCAGGACGUUGCUGCAGCCAAGCGACAUGCGAAGGAGAACCCACAAGCGUUACAGGAAGAGCAGGGGAGUACAUGUGAACCUGCGAACGAGACGACGGGAGACGACUACGUGACACUCAUGAGGCACCAUAGCUUGAAGCGGAAGCGGGAAGACGGUGCGGGCGUUACGGCUUCGCGCACGAGGCGCGUGCGUCUGUGGGGUCAGAGGCUGUAUGCAUCUAUCUACACAAACCGGCAGAAUGAGACGUUUAUCAAGAAACUGAUCAAGACGGAGGAGGGAGAAACCGGGGAGAUGGAAGCUACAGGAGAGGUCAAGGUGGGCGACAUGAUCGUAGCUGUGGACGGAACUAGAGUGCUGGGCAUGACGAGCAGGGACCUGGCAGCACUCAUUCGGAAACCCAGGCGACCGAUUACGUUGACGUUCUAUCGACCACAAGGUCCAGCGGUACUUGCACAGCAGCAAGAGAACCCGACGACGACACGGGACAAACAGCCCGUCGCGUCGAGUGCUCUAGCGACGGUUACGGCUGCUGAAGCGCAGACACAACCGAUUCAGCAAAACUUGACGCAAGCUCAGUUCGUGUCGUCGAUUCCGCUUGCCUCUGCAACACCUGUAACGCAAACUGUUGCGUCAACCCCUGCUCUGGUACCGCCGUCGUAUGCCGUUCCUCAGCAAUCGCUGACCCGCCCGUCGUCGAUAGUGCAAAAGAUGGCUGCUCAAUGGAUCCAACAAACGUGCAUGUCGCAGGCAUAUGACCUAUCGUCGAGCAAAGAAUUGAUUCUGCAACGACUGAGUCAGAUUGCUGCUGCAAGGCAAGCAGGCUACUUAUUGGGGUAUCCACCGGGCAUGUUUAUGCAUGGAAACGUGCUUUCUACUGGUGCAGUACCUGUAGCUAACGGCAGCACAACUCAGUCCCAUCCGAUGUGCUCUGCUACGCAACGAGUCACCACCACUGUUCCACUGACACCUACGCCGGAUAUUCGGACUCAUGCUGCACAAGAUACGAGACCGAUGUACCAAGCCGGAGUCACCACGUCUGUCAAUCAGCCUUAUCGUAACCAGGAGCAAGGUUGGCAACAACAUGACGGCAGGAUGGCUCGUGCACAAGUGCAGCAGGUGCAGACAGUGCCUGGUCCGACUGGGCAUUCCAAUGAGCGAAUACUAUCCAACCCAACAACAGAGGCGAACGCAAUGACAAAUGAGAUGCCUGUACCUGAGGCUGUGUCGAAGCAAAUGGAACAGGAGUCUACAACGUCGCGGCAAUCCUUCGAUCAAGAGGUCGUGAGCAAUCGAAAGUCGGCUGAAGAUAUCUCGCGUGAAAGCCUCAGCUCCACAAGCAACUCGGAGUCCUCUGCUUCCAUUGUUGGCGCGAAGACGCUAGUUGUGCAGGAUACCGAAGCGUCUGCAACACUGGACGAUAAAUGCUUGCAGGCUGCUGAGCAUGGUAUGGACGUCUCUACGGACACUUCGUUGCCGCUAUCAACGGAUGUGCCGGAAGAUGAAGAAAUGGACGAUGGGACUUUGUGCGUACCGGCAAGUACACUGGCUGAUGAAAGUCGAUUGACGGUGAAGGCGGAGGUGAGUGCUUCCACCUCGAUGUCGUUCCUUUCGCCUAGCGAUUUCAGCAGCGAGUCGAGCGUUCUACCGCAUCAGUUGUCUGCUGGAAGUGCACCCGCUCCCUCUGCCAAAGUCGAGUCAAGCGCUGGCCUCGUGAGUGUAAAAGUUUAUCGUCGCCGGCUGUGCCUCACUUUAGGUGUUCAGGGUACUUUGAUUGCAGUCACUUCGUUCGUCUCGGACGACUGUGGUCAGCCUGGCGAGGUCGAAGCGAGCGGCCGCGUGUUUAUUGGCGAUGUCUUAAUGCGUGUCAACGGAACCUUUAUCGUCCCAGGGUUGACGCCUGGUCAUGUAGCAAAUAUUGUAACCUGCUCGCCAAGGCCAGUGACACUUUGGUUUAAGCGCGCAUCGUGGGAUAUUCUCGAUGGCAAAGCGUAG